This is a messenger RNA of Trichomonas vaginalis G3, 678 nucleotides long. Its product is annotated as protein of unknown function, DUF4106 family. The annotation marks the transcript as partial. The transcript has a single exon. NCBI's taxonomy places the organism in Eukaryota, Parabasalia, Trichomonadida, Trichomonadidae. The record is from RefSeq and is a predicted model, not a curated record.
AUGAACAUGGCUGAGGGAAAUAUAACACCUGACGUUCUAGAACAUUUAUCUCAAAGAACUACACAGAACCAUAGAGAUGGUAUAUUUUGUGAAGAGUUUAGAAAGAAAGUUAGGGAGAGAGAAGGAAGAGAACCUAUUGUACAUGACCUUGCAAACGAAAGUUUGCAAAAUGUCAUAAAAACUUACUUUGCAGACAAUGAACUGAGAAGGGAUGAAUAUUUAAGAAAACUCAAAUGGACAGUACCAAAUGAAAUGUUAGUAUUGAAAAACAUGUUCCAUGACAAAAUAAAACCAACUACAGAAAUAAAUGACGCAAGACUGAAACGUUGGGUAAAAGCUUUCCCAUUCACAAAAGAUAUUAUUGGUUACAUGAAAAGAAAACCAGAAUGGCUACAAAAACAUAUAUUUGGAAACGAGCUUAUUCCAUAUGGACAAGCUCUGUUUGAAGAGCUUGAACCGGAAACUCAGGAAAGAGUCAUGCAAACAAUAAGCGAAGACUCAAAUACAAACUAUGACAAAAUCUUUCUAGGAUAUAGGUUACCUGAGAUGGGCGACCAGAGCCCAAGGGCAAAAAGGACAUGGGAAAUUUACAACAUACUAGGUGAACAUGAGGCAAAGAUGCAACAACUUGAAGCAGAGGGCAAGUUACCAAAAGCAACACCAAAGAAGAAGAGAAGA